Ruditapes philippinarum (Manila clam) is the source of this 1308-nucleotide messenger RNA. RefSeq names its product pituitary homeobox 1-like. Gene Ontology annotation, biological process: regulation of transcription by RNA polymerase II. Gene Ontology annotation, molecular function: DNA-binding transcription factor activity, RNA polymerase II-specific; sequence-specific double-stranded DNA binding. Gene Ontology annotation, cellular component: nucleus. The coding region runs from base 1 to 1215 and encodes 404 amino acids. NCBI's taxonomy places the organism in Eukaryota, Metazoa, Mollusca, Bivalvia, Venerida, Veneridae. The transcript is spliced from 4 exons. The record is from RefSeq and is a predicted model, not a curated record.
AUGAUUGAAAACGUUCUCCAAUUUUCUGACAACCGUCAACUACCGGGAUUUUUUCUUUACGCUUGUUCAAGUACGGAAAACAAACACCAGGCUGGGUUUUCAGCUCCUGUUAUCUCUUCAAAUGGACAAAGAAACGCGACCGAAGCGGAGAACCACCAAACUACUCGCUUUAGCGUAUUAUCUGCUCUACCAGGAACCGGAAAUGCUACACAAAACCCAAAGCGCAUGCAUGAAAAAGGUCAGACGCUAGGAAAUAAAAUGACUCUGGAAAGAACGCAUGAGAACACUGCCUUGCCAUAUAGUACUUCUUACUUCAUGUCUUUUAGACACAAGACUCUCGAGGAAUAUACAAUGACAUGCAAUACAGAUAUAAACCAAGAAUGUUCGGAAUCUGAUAGUUCUACAAGUGACAUGUCUAUAUCAACAGAGCGAUCAGUCUCUCCAUAUACAUCAAGCAGCGACACCCCUUCACCGCCAAGUGUAGAAUAUUCACCGGUAAUCAGAUCACCUCCAAAUGCCGACGUUGCAGCAGAAACUGCACCCUCUAGCGGUGAUUCUUUACGUAGCCGAGUGACGGAUUCAACCAAAAUAGAGCUACUAGAUUCAUCUAAUGUAGCAUGUACUGAUGAAGCUGACGAAAAUGAGAAGACAAACAAACUACCAAAGAAAAAUGCUAGAACUAACUUUACAAACGAGCAAGUAAAGGCAUUGCUGAAAAUAUUCUACGAAACACCAUACCCUGACUCAGAAAUGAUGGAAAACAUCGGGAAAGAUUUAAAUAUUACCGAAAAACAGGUUAAGAUCUGGUUCCAGAACAAAAGAGCAAGAUGGCGUAGGCGUGUGAGUGACAACAAGAACAAUAAUGUCAAGUCUUUCCUUCCUACAACGGCGAUGUUACCAGCGACGACAUAUGGAUACAUGCCAACAGGACAUGUGAUGACAUCAUAUCCAUUUCAGAAUAUUCCUGGCUACAUGAGUUAUCCUUGGAUUCAGGGGUAUUCUGGUCAUAGCUAUAUGAGUCAGCCUUUAACGGGACAAAAUUUAGCCAAUCAAAUUCCUUAUCAGACUUCAAACCAGAGCACGACAUUAACGAAUUAUGGUUCUACCGGUUUAAGCGCGAAUUCACAUGUUCCUACCAUGUCGUCCUCCCAAUACAGAAACUCACCAAUCCAACACAGACAAUCGUUCCAAUAUCCGGGUUAUAUGUAUGCAUGAACAUACUUUGUGUCAUAUGUCAUAUAUAUGAUUUAUUGUUUAUGUAUUGUUAUUGAUUUUUGUUAUUUUAUGGUGCUUUCCUUAUCAACUAUA